GCGUUUCGCGGUGACUACUUUAUUCUCAUGUACACACGCUAAAUAAAUGAAAAUUUUGUUUUCAUCUGGAUUUUGGUGAAAAUAAGGCUUCAUUCCAACUAAGUUUGCAUCGCUUCUACACUCCCACAUCCGAGAGCCAUGGAGACGCUCCUGGAGCAGCAGCGGCGCUACCAUGAGGAGCGCGAACGCCUGGUCAAGCUGAUGGUGGACGAGCACGCCACGAAGAAGCCGGGCGAGAAAGAGCGCAUCCACUCGGAGCACCGGCUCAAGUACCUUAUGGAGCUGCACCACAACGCCACCGCGCAGUUGCGCGACCUGUACGAGGACAAGGACAACGAGCGCAAGGCGGAGAUCGCCGCCCUCUCAGGACCCAAUGAGUUCAACGAGUUCUAUGCCCGCCUCAAGCAGAUCAAGCAGUUCUACAAGUCGCAUCCCGCCGAGGUGAGCGUGCCGCUCUCAGUCGAGUUCGACGAGAUGAUUCGCGUGUACAACAAUCCGGACGACAUGAGCGCCCUGGUGGAGUUUACCGACGAGGAGGGUGGUGGCCGGUAUCUGGACCUCAACGAGUGCUACGAACUCUACUUGAACCUGCGCGCUGUCGAGAAACUAGACUACAUCACCUACUUGAUGUCCUUUGACCACGUCUUCGACAUACCGCGCGAGCGCAAGAACCGCGAGUACCGGAAGUACUUGGAAACCCUCAACGACUAUCUGCACCACUUUAUCCUCCGAAUUCAGCCGCUGCUGGACUUGGAGGGGGAGCUGCUGAAGGUAGAGCUCGACUUCCAGAGGCAGUGGCUGCUUGGCGUCUUUCCCGGCUGGUCCCUCAAGGAGACUGAGUCGGCGUUGGCCAACACUGGCGCUCACCUCGAUCUCUCCGCCUUCUCCAGCUGGGAGGAGCUGGCCUCGCUGGGACUGGAUCGUCUCAAGUCUGCCCUGGUGGCCUUGGGGCUGAAGUGCGGAGGUACAUUAGAGGAGCGCGCCCAGCGGCUGUUUUCGACGAAGGGCAAGAGCACCCUGGACCCCGCACUGAUGGCAAAGAAGCCCAGCGCCAAGUCCGCCAGCGCGCAGUCACGGGAAAGUGAGCGCCACAAGGAGAUCGCCCAACUGGAGGCUCUGCUCUACAAGUAUGCCGAGUUACUUUCCGAGCAGCGGGCGGCCACUAAGGAGAAUGUGCAACGCAAGCAGGCACGCACAGGCGGUGAGCGGGACGACAGUGAUGUGGAGGCCAGCGAGUCGGAUAACGACGACGAUCCCGACGCCGACGAUGUGCCCUACAAUCCCAAGAACCUGCCACUUGGCUGGGACGGCAAACCCAUACCCUAUUGGCUGUACAAGCUGCACGGCCUGAACAUCAGCUACAACUGCGAGAUCUGCGGCAACUUCACGUACAAGGGUCCCAAGGCCUUCCAGCGACACUUUGCCGAGUGGCGCCAUGCGCACGGCAUGCGCUGCCUGGGCAUUCCCAACACCGCUCACUUCGCCAACGUUACCCAGAUCGAAGACGCGAUAACGCUGUGGGAGAAGCUCAAGUCGCAGAAGCAAAGCGAGCGCUGGAUCGCCGAUCAGGAGGAGGAGUUCGAGGAUUCGCUGGGCAACGUGGUCAACCGGAAGACAUUCGAGGAUCUAAAGCGCCAGGGACUGCUGUAGAGUGUAGAUUUAGUGGCUGCAGGGUGGGAACUUUUGGAGGCGCAGCGUAGUGUAUGGACAAUUUAAAUGCAUUAUUCUGUAAAUCCAACAUAAAAAGUUCGUGGUCACCCAUUUUAAAAAUAAAGUUAUAUCUAAAACCAUA
Drosophila kikkawai is the source of this 1792-nucleotide messenger RNA. RefSeq names its product splicing factor 3a subunit 3 noi (gene noi). Gene Ontology annotation, molecular function: RNA binding; zinc ion binding. The record is from RefSeq and is a predicted model, not a curated record. Lineage: Eukaryota; Metazoa; Arthropoda; Insecta; Diptera; Drosophilidae. Gene Ontology annotation, biological process: mRNA splicing, via spliceosome. Gene Ontology annotation, cellular component: nucleus; spliceosomal complex.